UUUCACAUAUCAAAAAUCUCAGACCUUGGCUAAGUUUAAUUGCAAGUUGCAAUGUGCUCUCCUUAUUCUGUUAACCAAUGCUUGUUUAAAUGACAAUGUAUUUGUUGUAUGAUAAGGUGAGUAUUAAAGUGCUGAUUAAAACCUUGUUGGCGCUGAAAAUUUUUCAUCCUUUGGAUAUUACUUUUAAAGUGCCCAGCCUAAAGCUUCAUCCAGCAUGAACAGACCAAGAAAAUGGAGCAUCUAUAUUGAAAGCUCUUUCUGCAGUUAUGCUUUCAACCCACGGGUUACAGUUCCAUUAGGUUCUCAUAAUGGUGGCUGUGUUUCUAUUUCAUUCAUCUCAUUCCAUGGGGCUGAUAAAUUUCUGCUUGAUACGGUGUUGGAUAUGUAUUGCACUCUUCAAGAGCAAGUUAGUGUUGCCUCCUAUUCUUUGCCAUUACCAGAUACCAAUGGCAACAUUGAAACUUAUGAGCUUCUAGAGGAGAAGGGAAAUGCAGCCUUUAAAGGAAGCCAGAGGAAUAAGGCACUAUCUUACUACACUGAGGCUAUCAAACUGAAUGGCAUGAAUGCGACUUACUACUGUAGCCGAGCGGCUGCUUACUUAAAGUUAGCCUGGUAUGAGGUUUCUCCUAUUUGCCAAUUGUUUCAAGUUCAACUUGGUGGAAUUUUCUAAAAGAAAAGAGACUGUUUGAAUUUAGAAGGUGAGCAUUUUAUAUCUCAUGUUAUGCCAGUAUUUUUGGGUUUAAUUAGCGUAUUCUCUUUUUGAAUUUAGCAGAGAAUUCAGAAGUCUUUUGGUGUAGAUGAAUUUCAUCUUAAUGUGCAAAACACUUCAUCAAUCUCGCAAAACCUGAAUUAUAAUUUUUUUAAUUCUUUUUGGGAGCUUAAUCUAUUCAUAUGUAACCGAGUUUCCUGUAAAAUCCCCUGGUUUCUUACAUAGACAGGCUGAAAUAUUUAAACUUUGGUAACUGCCAAUUGUUUUUUAUUCUCAUAUGAAUAGGAAUUUUCUAAUUUCUAUGUGUAAUUUUUGGUUCAAUUUCCAACUUUUUUUAUUUUUUAGUCGGUGCAAAUGAAUGGUCCAAUUAGAUUAGGUCGUUGGUAGGUAAGUAAUGGGUUUUCUUCUUUUAUCCAAGUUCCUCUAUUUUCAAGUGGUGUUUAGUUGAAGAUGUAACUAUUUUUAACUUAAUUUUUGUACCAUUCCCUUUGAAUUUAGCAUUUAGAGUCUUAGGUGGAACAGUUCAAAGCUUGUGUGUAUUUUAGUAAGCCUCGCUUAUUUGCCAGGCAUCUCAAUCAUGGAUUUAUUGA
Messenger RNA from Arachis ipaensis, 1299 nucleotides. NCBI's taxonomy places the organism in Eukaryota, Viridiplantae, Streptophyta, Magnoliopsida, Fabales, Fabaceae. The record is from RefSeq and is a predicted model, not a curated record.